This is a messenger RNA of Metopolophium dirhodum (rose-grain aphid), 3049 nucleotides long. RefSeq lists its product as uncharacterized. Gene Ontology annotation, biological process: proteolysis. Gene Ontology annotation, molecular function: serine-type endopeptidase activity; protein binding. Bases 153 to 2399 code for a protein of 748 amino acids. NCBI's taxonomy places the organism in Eukaryota, Metazoa, Arthropoda, Insecta, Hemiptera, Aphididae. The transcript is spliced from 16 exons. The record is from RefSeq and is a predicted model, not a curated record.
CGACAUAAUGUGUCUAAAACUCUAAUGUUGUAAAGUCGUAUUUUGUAGGUCUCGUAUCUCACUUAGUGUUACCUAUCCGACUAAGUAAUAAAUUAAGAAAUUAUCUACAGAUAUUCUCAGUGUUUUGACAUAGUCUCAGCUCAACAUUGGCAAUGAAGGUGACGUCUUCCUGGAUCAUUUAUUCAUGUUUAAUUUUCGGAACCGGCAUCCUAUGUGACAGGAAACUUCAAAGACGACAAGCUGUAUCAUCUAGACCAAAAAACAUUGAUGAUAAGUUUAAUUGUUCAAAUGGAGAAAGCAUCGAAUGGUCGUUGCUUUGUGAUGGUUAUAAGGAUUGUUCAGAUGGUUCAGAUGAGACCAAAGAUUUGUGUGCACUAUACGAGUUUGAAACAAAUAUGAUUAUGGAUUGUGGUAGUGUACAUAAUAUGAAAAACCAAGUAACGCCCGAAGAAGCUGAUCAAUCAAUAAUUGAAUUAGCACCUUGGACAGUUGCUGUCUAUCAAAAGUUUGGAAAAUCCUACAUUAUUUUUCUUCAUAGUGGAUCAAUAAUUGCUCCAAAUAUAGUAAUUACUUGGGGUUAUUUAUUUAGAAAUAUGACUACUCAAUAUGAUAAUUUCAAAAUUGGUCCUAUGCUAAAGUUGAUUGAAGAUUAUAAACUGUUAAUCAAUGCAACAAUGAUUUACUUGAGUACAGAUGCUAUGACGGCCAAUUCUUUUAAUGCGUACAGGUCUAUAGCAGUAAUUGUGUUAGCAAUCAAACUUUCGUUAAGUAAUGGAUUUACGCCUAUUUGUAUCGAUUGGUCUAGUAAAUAUGAUAUACGGAAGGAAACUCAAAUGAGGAUUAUUGGUCGUACAAUAAAUAGUAGAGGUGACAAUGAUGUUAUUAAAGUAAUACAAUAUUUCACACAUUAUAGACCGGCGACUGAUGAGACGUUAAGUAUCAAAUUAAAUACAGACACACAUUUAUCAUAUGGAUUUCAAGGAUCAGGCUUAAGCGUUUUAUACUCAAACAGAUAUUAUUUAACCGCUAUAACGAAAGACUGGAACAGAAGAAAUAGAAAUAAUUCGACCGAAGUCGAUAUAAUACGAUUUAUAGACAUAAAACCCUAUGUUCCAUGGAUACGUGGAAUUUUAAACAAACAUGUCACAUUGAGUUCAUGCGUUUUACCAACCAUUGAAGGAGUAAUAUAUUCUUAUGAAGAUUCUAAUAAAAUACUAUCUCAUGGGUCAUUAAUUGAUCGUCAUGUUAAUGUUAUUGAGAAUUGUGAAGUUGGAUAUCAUAAGGCUUCUCACCAUAGUUUUAGGUUUUGUUUAGGAAAAGGAAAAUGGUUAUCGAGUUCUGAUAAAUUGUGUAUCAAAAUGUGUCCACCUCUAGAGUCAGAUAGCUUAGAUAUUGAAUGUACUCAUAAUGGGAUGUAUGCUAAUUGUACAAAUCCAUCCAAACCCGAAACAAUAGCAAAACCAUCAUGCAAGCCAUUAUAUACCGCACCAAAUGGACUCGAAAAGGAACCACUAGAAUUACUUUGCAUGCCCAAUGGAACGUGGAAUAAAGAACUAUAUAGAUGCAAUCCAAAAUGCGGUAAAAUUAAUACCAUCAACAAUGGAAUGAUUAUGGGUGGUGGAACAGCAUCUAAUGGAACGGCACCGUGGAAUGUUGGUGUGUAUCAAUUUAAUAAAACAAUUUCCAAUGAUUAUGAUUUGAUUUGUGGAGGAUCGAUUAUUUCUCCGAAUUUGGUCGUUUCUGCGGCUCAUUGUUUUUGGGAAAAAGGUAUGUUAUCUCAUAAAAUAUCAGUUAACGAUGGUCAGUACAAAAUUGCUGUUGGAAAAUAUUCUAGAAAUAUUACAAAAAUCGACAAUGAAUUUACUAAAAUAAUGAAUGUGGAAUCUGUUCAUCUUAAUGAGAAUUAUCGUGGAUAUUCCUGGUUUCAUGCUGAUGACAUAUCUAUUGUUGUGUUACAAAACACAAUUUCUUUUAAUAUUCUUGUUUUACCAUGUUGUGUCGAUUGGUUUGGUAUAAAUACUAUACCAAAUGGAGAAAAAGGAAUGAUUGUUGGUUGGGGAAAAACGGAAAAAGGCAUUGCCAGUCCUAUUUUACUGGAAGCAUCUUUGCCAUAUAUUGACCAUAGAACUUGCUGGGAAAUGUAUAAAAACGGAUUUGAAUUAUAUGUGACUAAAGAUAAAUUUUGUGCCGGUUCUGAAUUGGGACAAGGAGUGCGUGAAGGGGAUAGUGGUGCAGGCUUAAGCUUUAUACAUUCGAAUUUGUAUUAUUUAACCGGAGUAGCGAGUAUGAAGGAUCCAAAUACAAAUAGUUCAAUCGCAGUUUUUACAGAUGUUAAGCACCACAUUCAAUGGAUUCGUAGACUGUAUGACAAAUAUAUAACUAAUAAAAAUAUACUAUAAACUAUAAUAUGAAAUAUUAUAAACUAUUAAAAUAAUUUAGUUGAAUUGUAAUUGAAGUCAAUUUUUGUAUAAAUAGUUUUUUACAUAUGUGUAAUAAUUUUUAACAGUUCAUUUAAAUUAAUCAUAAUAGGUAAGUUUUUCAUUAUAUAUAAUAUGUAGUACCAAAGCAUUAAAAUGAUUAAAAUUGACACGCAUUUAAUUCGAAUAGUUUUAGCAUUAUACCAAUUUUGCAUCGUUUCAUAACUUAUUUUUAUAUGUGUUGUGCAUUUAAUUUGGAAUAAUUUCUUGUACUAUUCUUUCUUUUUAUCAACUGUAUUGACAUGGUUUUGUUAACAGCAACUUCUGGUUGAUAAGCACAACUACUGUGCUGAAACUAACAUUUUUGAGUACACAAUCGUAGCAGUAAUGUGUGGACCACGUCGACCUAUAUAUAAUAUGUGGUGUUGCCCCGCGUUUUACGCUGGAGUGCCGGACAUGGGUUACACUGCAACAAGCGUAGCAGUGUUGUAUUCUGGAGGGAAUCGCCGUUUUCGACCAAAAAUGUACCCUUCCUGUUUCGGCCGAUUCACUUAUAAUAACAGUGUAAUGUAUGCGUUAUAUGGUAAACAGUAUACACGUAUAAUACACUAUAUUUUUUUAUAUACACCAGU